This is a messenger RNA of Schistocerca serialis cubense, 648 nucleotides long. RefSeq lists its product as uncharacterized. The transcript has a single exon. The coding region runs from base 1 to 648 and encodes 215 amino acids. The record is from RefSeq and is a predicted model, not a curated record. Lineage: Eukaryota; Metazoa; Arthropoda; Insecta; Orthoptera; Acrididae.
AUGUCGAGCGGCCGGCCGCAGGGCUCGUCGCGGCUGCCGCCCCCGCGCUGGGACCGCUGGCUGGCCAGCCGCCACCCGCCGGAACGCGACGACGCGGCGCUGGUGCCCGCCCCCGUGCACAUGCCGCCGCUGGCCGGCGAGGCGGCCGGCUGCAGCGUCUGGGCCGCCAUCGGCGCGCGCGACAGCUGGACCUCCUUCAAGCUGGACUCGCCGCCCCCGGCGCGCAGCAGCCCGGCGGCGCGCGCGCCACCCCCGCAGAGCGCCCGCCCGCCUCCGCCGCCGCCGCCGGUGCUGCGCCCGCCGCCCCCGCCGCCGCCCCCGGUCCGGGCGAGCGCGAGGCUCGAUCUGGAGAGCUGCCUGUCGGUGGUGUCGCUGCAGGCGCCCGACGUCGCCCCCGCCUACCGGCCGCGCCCGCAGCCGCCCCCGCGCCGCUUCGAGCUGGUGCGCAACGUCGCCGCCGGCGUCUCCGUCGCGCCCGUCGCGCCGGCAGUGCGUCGGCGCCACUCGCCGCCCCCGGCGCGCCUGCCGGAGCCCACCCACUCGGAGCCGACGUCGCUCUCCACUUCGCCGACGUCGUCGCUUUCGGUGCCGUCGUCGCAUUCCGCGCCGACGUCUCCGCAUUCGAGACCUCGCCAGGGGAGGCGGUGA